Messenger RNA from Catharus ustulatus (Swainson's thrush), 1621 nucleotides. RefSeq names its product RNA-binding Raly-like protein. The transcript is spliced from 7 exons. The record is from RefSeq and is a predicted model, not a curated record. Gene Ontology annotation, cellular component: nucleus. NCBI's taxonomy places the organism in Eukaryota, Metazoa, Chordata, Aves, Passeriformes, Turdidae. Gene Ontology annotation, molecular function: RNA binding. The coding region runs from base 138 to 728 and encodes 196 amino acids.
GGGCAGAAUCCAGCAAGUGAGACAGGAGGAUGGAGCUGGAAGGAUGAGGAUGAGGCUGAGGCUGGAGAUCCCGAGGGCAGAAUCCAGCAAGUGAGACAGGAGGAUGGAGCUGGAAGGAUGAGGAUGAGGAUCUGGACAUGGCCAGGGAGUCCAAGCUGAGCCGGACCAGGCUGGGCCAGAAGCGGCAGCACAGCAGCAGCCUGUACCACAGUAACUGUGACCUGGACUGUGAUCUCUACAGGGAUGAAUUCCCAUACCGGGUAUACGAGUACCAGCAGAUCCCCCCACUCAUUAACCGCAUCCCAGUCAAGACCAGACGGACUCACUUGGGAGCAGGCAGCAAGAACAGCCUGAGUCCCCAGCGUAGGACGAGGAGCAGAACCAGCUCCACAACGGGACGGACAAAGUUGCAAGCUGAAGAGCUGCACUCCAUCAAGGGGGAGCUGAGCCAGAUCAAGGCACAGGUGGACAGUCUGCUGGAGAGCCUGGACCGCAUGGGCCAGCGGAGAGAGCGUCUCACGGGGUCCAAGGAGAGCGAGAAGAAGAGGACAGAGCCAGGGACAGAGUCACCAUCCCCAGUGGGAGAGGGGUCACAGGGGUCACAAGGGAAGGAGGGGACAGGGGCUGAUGGGGACAGUGACCUGCGUGACAUCGACAGUGCAGAGGAGAGCACAGACACAGAGGAGACGGUGAAAACCCACAUGUCAGAACCCAAGAGGAGCCAGUAGCCAGACUGGGUGCCGUGGCCUUCCCGUGAGCCCAGCCCUUCCCAGCUUGUGUUCUUUAUUUCUUUUGAAGCUUCCAGGUAGUGCCACACUUGACAUGAGGCGCCCACCCUUGGCAUGACUAUCCCCUGCCACUGGCAGCCCUGUGUCCCACCCUGGGAGUUGCCAGCCAGCUCUGGCAAGAGAAAUUUUUGUGUUCCAGUGCUCUUGUUUUCUUUUUUCAGAUCUAUGGAUAAGCAGAGGUGGCCUGGGGAGGGAAGGGAGCAGUAAAAAAAUAGAAAGGACCAUAUCCCAAAGUAGCAUCUCAAAUGCCAUCUGCCUUGCUGCCCGUAUCACCUCCCCCAAAGGAUGCUGUGGAGAGAGAAUGCAGCCCAGGGAUCCCAGCCCUAUGGCACAAGUGGCAUCCCAACCUUCAGACCCUGGGAAUUGGUGCAGCAGGCAUGGGUACAGCCUAGGAUGGCUUUCAGAGCUGCCCAGCAUCCCAUCAUCGGAAGAAGGAACCAGGCUAAACCAGUUUUAGGAAGCUUUUGUGGUAUUUUGGGAUGGUGCCAAGCCUAGCUCUGAUGUCACACAAAGGACCAGCAGCAGGGCCAUGCCAACCCAGUCACUCUCAUUUGCCUCAGCUCCCAAAUGUGUUUUCCUUACUGUUUUCCCACAGGCUGUUCUCAGCCAGGCAUUGCAUCUGCAGCCAGCAGGACUCAGAGAGCCCCUGGCCUGCACACCCAGAGUCCUGGUCCCCCCUGUGCUCCCCAGUGUCACAUUUCAGUUCCGUGUCCCUCAUUUCUCGGUUGUCCUUCUCUCACUGGUAGGAACUAGCUCUGUAUUUCUAAUUUGCUCUGGUAAAAGAGUGUAUUGUGUUGGAAAUAAAAAAUAUUUGUAUUUCUUUUCUCUGGUUA